AUGGCGAACGUCUAUAUAGGCGAUGACGUCCUUCGCAGCAUCCUUGCUCGACUUCCAGGAAAGCCUUUACUACGGUUCAGAUGCGCGUCAAAGCAUUGGAAUCGUCUAAUUUCAGACCCAUAUUUUAUGAAGUCGAGAUCACGUAGAAUGGUCCUUUUCCCGUUACUAAAGCCUCUUGUUGCUAUAGACGAAAACGUACCGGUAGAAGACAAUACUCAUUCCAUGGUCAGAAUACCUCCUCCUUUAGAACCAGAAUUAGUAUCAGAACUUACCAUUGUUGGAACAUUCAGUGGCAUUGUGCUUUUGGCUAUUAGGCGGCCUCCAGCUAUUCCUUGUCCUUAUAGGUUCCUUAUGUGUGACUUGAUCCUAUACAAUCCCUUAACACGUGCAUCCAAGGUAGUUGCGAAUAUGAAACAACAUUCUUUCAUUGGUCAUGUUUUAUCCGAUGUGUUUGGAUUUGGCCAUGGUGAGAACCCACAUGACUUAAAGAUUGUUAGAUUUGACUAUAUGCUCCGUACCAAAUGUUACCGAUGGGACGUCUUUGAUCUUAAAACUAGUUCAUGGAGCAAACCACAAUUCACUGAACGGGAAUUUUAUUUUUGGGGUGAUGCGGGUGUGUUUCUAAAUGGCUUUUUGUAUUGGGUAACUUCAAUACAACACUGUUUCAACAUCUUGGCCCUCAAUGUUAAGGAGAUGGGAUUUUUGAAGAUAAAACUUUCUCAUGGACUCGACCCUGAAAUGCUUCUUUUGGGAUCCAUAGGUGGAUGCCUUUGCACGAUUAACAAAAGUACUACUGGAUUUGAUGUGUGGUUGAUGAAACAACAGUGUGAUGAGAACUCGUGGAUGAAAGCACAUUCAUUCAAUUUCGGUUUGGAAGGUAACAGGUUCUACCCUAUUUGUGUUUUGGGUAACGGAAAAAUUCUUAUGACAUGUAGCUCAAUCCAAUUUGUUAUCUAUGACACGUCAAAAGAUUCAUAUAAGACGCUCAACGCUUUGGAAACUCUUGAUCAUAUCGACAGGAUGAUUUUUGUUUGCAAGGGGGUAUACGGUACUUCUCAAUUCAAGUGUGGAACAACGUUCUGUGGGACCUACAAAUAUCUGGAGCAACAAGCUUGCAACUUUGAUAUCAAGACCAUGGGAAAGGAGGUGAUCGCUAAAGUGAAACCAGUGGUCAAGGGUGUAAAACUGGUGAAGAUAAGAGGGGAUCUCAGUCGUUGA
Helianthus annuus (common sunflower) is the source of this 1218-nucleotide messenger RNA. Its product is annotated as F-box/LRR-repeat/kelch-repeat protein At2g27520. Bases 1 to 1218 code for a protein of 405 amino acids. The record is from RefSeq and is a predicted model, not a curated record. Gene Ontology annotation, molecular function: protein binding. Lineage: Eukaryota; Viridiplantae; Streptophyta; Magnoliopsida; Asterales; Asteraceae. The transcript is spliced from 2 exons.